Phytophthora infestans T30-4 is the source of this 207-nucleotide messenger RNA. RefSeq lists its product as uncharacterized. Lineage: Eukaryota; Oomycota; Peronosporomycetes; Peronosporales; Peronosporaceae. The transcript is spliced from 2 exons. The record is from RefSeq and is a predicted model, not a curated record. Bases 1 to 207 code for a protein of 68 amino acids.
AUGCUGCCCGAAUUCAAGCGUAGAUGUCUAGCAUUUCUGAGAGAGCAGCCGAUUGAAGCUGAACCUGCGACUGAAAGGCAGGAAUUACUCUUCAUCAUUUUCAUCAUCGCCAUCUUCGGCACACUCGUGAAGUCGAAGUUCCCGGCGCGUCCUCUUCCGUUCACCAGCUUCCUUAGGUGGCCGCCGCAUGACAACCCGUUUUCCUAA